AUCGCCUUUCUGAAUAGCCUGUAACUGUCAACUGAAACUUGCACCUUGGAUGGACUGGCUGGCCAAUGACGACAUCGAUUACUAAUGACAUAAUGAAGAUUCGGUCACGUGAUAGCUUUCCCCGCAGAGUUCGGAGUCCCCGAAUUCUCCCCGCGUCCAAUUUCUGCACAGCUGCAUCUUCGUCAACUGCCGCGAUGCGAUGACAGACUGAUCAUGCAGGUGGACCAAGACUCCGACUCCGGGAGCCAGACCGGGCCCCCUGACCGACAAACCUCCCGGUCGGCCCGCAGCCAUCGCGCCAAGAGGAGUCGCAUAACGAGGCGGCGCAUCUGUCAUAGCUGCCAAACCUGCCGGCGGCGAAAGGUCAAAUGCGAUAAGGUGCAUCCGAUAUGCGGGAACUGUUCGAAAAUUGCUGCCGCGUGCACCUACGACGACGAACCACGCCCGAAUGACAUCCGAGCCAGUCCUGCCAAACCGCAAACACCCAUACCAGACGCGUUGGAGGAGGACGAGAGUCGGAAUAAGGACAAUCUUUUGCGCUCGGGACAGACGCCAGAUCUCUGCGCGAUUGAAACCCAGCUGGCCAAGCUUACAUCGCUUGUUGAGCAGUUGCAGGAGGAUCGCCGUGCGCUGAGACAGGACACGGUCAACUCCAAACCGGUGGCUGCUUCGACGACGAAUGGUGAUUCUGGACCCGAAAAGCUGUCUGGCGCUGCUGUUGAUGGUGGCAGCGACGAAUUUGCCAUCCCGACCGGCCUCGCCACCGACCCCGUUGACCCGCUGAGCGGUUCAAACGUAGGACACUUGAGCCACGCAGGUCGGGGAAGCUCGAGAUAUGUCGGCACAACCUACUGGGCCUAUGUCUCCCACGAAUUGGGAGAGCUCAACCAAUUGCUUACCAGCCAGGACCAGACUCGUGAUUCCGCGAGGGCUGGUGAUGCUUUGGCAGACCCUGCUAGGGGUGCGCAAGGCCAGAUCCUGCGCUCUGGAAUCCCCUCGGAAUUUCCUGGCGUCGGCCCACACGCGUUCUCUCUCCGAUCGGGCUCCUUUCCCUUGGUAGAUGGCCAGGUUCAGGCGGACACGCUUGGCAAUGUUCCAACAAAAAUGCAAAGUGACAUCCUUUACAAAGGGUUCAUGUCCGGCGUUCAUCCGCUGAGCCCGAUCAUCCAUCCCCCGACCGUCCUGAAACUUUACACUGACUUCUGGGCCUGGUAUGGUAGUGCUCCGUAUACCAGAGAGCCGUGGACAGAGCCAUCGUUUAUCCCUCUUCUAUAUGCCAUCUGGUUUGGAGGCUCAGUCUCGAUCUCGUCUAGCACCAUCAAAACUUCGUUUUCAUUUUCACGAUCAGAGCUCUCGGCAAGUUACGCUGAUGAGGUCACUUGCUGGCUGGCCAGGAUAUCCUUUCCUCGCAGUGCCUCACUUUAUGACCUGGCUGCUUAUCUUAUUACACAAACAAUUCUAUCGCGCGAGGAAGAGCCCUUGAGAAGUAGCUUGUUCAUUAGUCUUGCAGUAAGGGUAGCUCAGACCUUGGGACUGCAUCGAGAUCCUUCGCAGUUCAACAUUGAACCAUGCGAGCGGGAGUUUCGACGGCGAGUGUGGUGGCAUAUUGUCCACAUGGACUCUGUCAUUGCCAUGUCCAGUGGACUCCCGCCGCUGCUUAGUGAGGACACCUACUGGGAUGUCCGCGAGACCAGCGAGGUCAAGGAUACUUUGCUAAGUACUAUUCAAGCUGAGCAGUAUGAGCACCUGGUCUCCACCGGCCAGCGACCGCCCGAUAACCCGGAUGACCCAACUCUCUGCGGUGGGCCAUCGAUGGUGAAUGUGUACUACUUGUCUGCAAGAGGCAAAUGUAUCAUGGCGCAGUCCGUCCAUCGGAUACUGAAGAUUCAGCUCGGAACGAAGCCCGUCACCAGGGGCGAUAUGGAGGAACUCCGCGCUGCGCUUCAUGAUCUCCAAGAGAAACUCAAUUCCAUUGUCAACAGGAUUCCCACAAGCGACAAUUCUGCGACUUCAUCUGCGCCCGAGUCUGAGACGACAGCAUCGGCUCAUUCCUGCGCGGCGGCCCUUCCUGGUGACGACGGCCCAUCUGGCUGCCACGAACAAUAUCAUUCGGCAGUUCUUGUUGCCUUUCACAAAUGGACUCGGAUCCUUUUAUCGCUGUUCAUUGAUAAGGCCUUCUGCGUCGCCUACCAGCCGUUUCUCCGGAAUCCGCAGAGCCGAAUCUGGCCAUAUGCGCGACAGUCUGCGCUGCGACAUUGUUAUGCAUUCAUGGAGAAGUUCAUCCAACUAGCAGCAGACCCUGAUUUCAAGCCGUUCCGUUGGGGCUGGCCUGGAAAUCACCAGCCCAUGCAUGCAACGAUGAUCCUUCUCAUCGACCUCUACAAACGACCUUACAGCCCCGAAGCGCCCGUAUCGCGAUCGUUUAUUGAUCGAAUUCUAGCACUUGCUGGACCGGGCGAAGGCAUUGUGGGUGCGCGUGAUGACCUUCCCACUCUUCGUCCGUUGGGGGAUGCAGGCCGCGAGGCCUGGAACAUGAUCCAUCGCCUCCGCCACAGGGCCUGGCAGAAAGCUGGUCUUAAUCCCAACUUACCCUUGCCUUCCUUGUCUGGCCAAAAUCAAAGUCAGGGUGAAGUCCUCGAGGCAGCAGGUAACCUCAAACGACAGCGACGUUCUAGCGGUUCCUCUACUCGUGUAUCGCCGGCAAUGCCUUCUACUUCGGCCAUGGCAUCUACCGCUCGUAGUCCUGCAUUGCAUGUCCCGACCAGUGCAGCCGACUUUGAUUUUGUCUCAUCGUACCCUGACAUGAACUCAACCAACCCAACAAUACCAACGCCCGUUCCCGAGUCUUGCCCCAGUUCCGCAGGUGACCCAGCUGUCGCCUUUGACUGGGGUGAAUGGGACGCCAUUUUCGGCCAUUCCCUACCGGUUACAGACGAACUGAUGGGUCUUGAUCCUGCUACGGGACUAGCAUUCGCCAACCUGGAGAAUGACGACAUGUGAGCCGAAGACAUCAAUGGACACUGGUAUUCAUUUCAUUUUCUCAUCGUAGACUACUUACUUCCUGGCUGCAUUGUAGAUUAUUUGACUGUGAUAAUAUAUAGGUGGUACAGUUCAUAUCCUCUGGCGCAGAUCAACCAAUGGUCUGUAAAUUACUUGGGCCUCAAGGUGAGGAUCGAGGCGUUCCAAAGGAUUGAAGCACAUCGCCACUCUAUAUACAAUAGAUGUCCCGUAAACGCCACCUACCGCCGGCAGGGUUAACAGCUUUGGGAGCGCAUAAAAGCCCCGAACGGCGCCCCUGUCUACCAUGAUCGGGGACACAAUACUGCAUACUGACUUUGUCCUUUGAUAGCAUUCGGUACGAUUCGAUCAUAGCAUUGUCAGAUCUGCUGGCCUUGCAUUAUUUUAUAACAUAUAUAAUUCAGUAUAAGACUCUUCUAUAAAGAACACUACAG
Aspergillus versicolor CBS 583.65 is the source of this 3452-nucleotide messenger RNA. RefSeq lists its product as uncharacterized. Lineage: Eukaryota; Fungi; Ascomycota; Eurotiomycetes; Eurotiales; Aspergillaceae. The transcript is spliced from 8 exons. The record is from RefSeq and is a predicted model, not a curated record. Gene Ontology annotation, molecular function: DNA binding; zinc ion binding; DNA-binding transcription factor activity, RNA polymerase II-specific. Gene Ontology annotation, biological process: regulation of DNA-templated transcription; DNA-templated transcription. The coding region runs from base 214 to 3000 and encodes 928 amino acids.